UCCCUCCCACCUCUCCGGAUUUCUCUCUCUCUCUCUCUCUCUCUCUGACCAAAACUUCUAGACUUAAUACUACUUAUAUUUAAGUAACAGCCCCUCUCUCUCUCUAACUUCACCUAACAGCCUCUCUUUCUCUCUCUAUAAAUCUUUCUCCUUCCUCUCUUUUUCUUCAAUUCUUCUUCUUCUUCUUCUCCAAGCUUUUUGGCUACAGAUCUAAAAGCUAUUUUGAAAAAAAUUUGUGCAAAUAUGCGGAGUUUCACUUUCUAUGAGAGAGUUUCUAGAGCUUUCCAUGACUAUCCUUCACUCUCCAAGUUUCUCGUGGUCUUCACAGUCAGUGGUGGGGGCCUUGUGGCUUAUGCCGAGGCAAACUCGUCCAAUGGUGCCCCUGCCAUUGCUUCAUCUGAAUCGGAGAACGUGAAAAAGAAGGUGGUGGUACUAGGAACUGGUUGGGCUGGAACUAGUUUCUUGAAGAAUCUGAACAACCCCACAUACGAUGUUCAAGUGAUAUCGCCCCGUAAUUAUUUUGCAUUCACUCCUUUGCUGCCAAGUGUUACAUGUGGUACAGUCGAACCUCGCAGCAUUGUUGAACCAAUUCGCAACAUUGUCCGGAAGAAACAUUCAGACGUUCAAUACUGUGAAGCAGAAUGUUACAAGAUUGAUGCAGAAAACAAGAAAAUCUACUGUCGGUCUACUCAAAAUGGGAAAGAAGAAUUUGUUGUGGACUUUGACUACCUUAUAAUUUCUGUUGGAGCCCGUGUUAAUACAUUCAAUACUCCUGGUGUGGAAGAGCAUUGUCAUUUCCUGAAGGAAGUUGAAGAUGCUCAGAGGAUCAGAAGAACAGUUAUUGAUUGCUUUGAAAGAGCAAGCCUACCAAAUGUAAGCGAAGAAGAGAGGAAGAGAAUUCUUCAUUUUGCUAUUGUUGGUGGUGGCCCAACUGGUGUGGAGUUUGCUGCGGUGCUUCAUGAUUUUGUCAAAGAGGAUCUAGUGACACUAUAUCCUAGGGUUAAAGACCAGGUUAAAAUAACACUUCUUGAGGCAGGCGACCAUAUUUUAAACAUGUUUGACAAAAGAAUCACAACUUUUGCUGAAGACAAGUUUGGACGAGAUGGUAUUGAUGUGAAAACAGGAUCAAUGGUUGUGAAAGUAUCUGAAAAAGAAAUCAGUACUAAAGAAAUGAAAAAUGGCAAAAUCUCUAUUAUGCCAUAUGGAAUGGCUGUCUGGUCAACUGGCAUUGGAACUCGUCCCAUCAUAAUGGAUUUUAUGAAGCAAAUUGGUCAGGCCAACAGGCGUGUUUUAGCAACUGACGAAUGGCUGCGAGUUGAGGGAUGUGACAGCAUAUAUGCACUAGGUGAUUGUGCCACUAUAAAUCAGCGCAAAGUCAUGGAAGAUAUUUCAGCCAUAUUUAGUAAGGCAGACGCGGACAACUCAGGAACCCUUACAGUCAAAGAGUUCAGAGAAGUUAUUGAUGACAUCUGUGAACGAUACCCUCAAGUGGAGCUUUAUUUGAAGAAGAAGCAAAUGAGCGAUAUUUUUGAUCUUUUGAAGGAAUCCAAAGGGGAUGAUACAAAAGAAUCUAUUGAACUAAAUAUUGAAGAAUUUAAAUCAGCUCUUUCCCAAGUGGAUUCUCAAAUGAAAAAUCUUCCAGCUACGGCUCAGGUUGCAUCUCAGCAAGGUGUCUACCUUGCUAAGUGUUUUAACCGCAUGGAAGAGUGUGAAAAAAAUCCAGAGGGUCCUCUCAGAUUCAGGGGAACAGGCCGCCAUCGGUUUCGUCCCUUUAGGUAUAAGCAUCUUGGACAGUUUGCUCCUUUGGGAGGAGAGCAAACAGCUGCACAACUUCCUGGCGAUUGGGUAUCCAUUGGCCAGAGCAGUCAGUGGCUUUGGUAUUCUGUCUAUACAAGCAAGCAAGUCAGCUGGCGAAACAGGGUAUUGGUGGUAACAGAUUGGACAAGGCGUUUUAUCUUCGGGAGGGACUCAAGUCGUAUAUGAGGCAAGCAGCUAACAGAUAAUUGAGUUUCCAGUAGAAAAACGCGGCCCAAAUUUUGUUGACCAUCAUUUACAUUUUGGUAUUUGAGGAAAAUUUUGUUUUCAAAUCUCGAUUGGUUAACUUGAUUUGUUGAAUAAUUGAAUAUGCACUCUUGUUAAGUUGUCAGUAGUAGGUACAGUUGUUUUUUUUUCCUGGUUGGGACGGAAGGGGGGAAGCGUCUGAUUAAUAUUUUCAGAUUUGCAGAAACUUUCUUCAAAAAUCAUGCUACAUGGAUAGUUACUAGUCACCCAUGUCAAGGGUGCAAAAUCUUUGUUUUGUUCUUUAAUAUAACAUGCCUUAUUGAGCAAUGUUAAUUGAAAAAUAAGAAAAGUUCAUGUUUUCUCUCUUAUA
This is a messenger RNA of Quercus robur (English oak), 2371 nucleotides long. RefSeq names its product external alternative NAD(P)H-ubiquinone oxidoreductase B2, mitochondrial-like. Lineage: Eukaryota; Viridiplantae; Streptophyta; Magnoliopsida; Fagales; Fagaceae. The record is from RefSeq and is a predicted model, not a curated record. The transcript has 10 exons. Gene Ontology annotation, molecular function: NADH dehydrogenase activity; calcium ion binding. Bases 244 to 1983 code for a protein of 579 amino acids.